Molecule: messenger RNA, 603 nt
Organism: Capsicum annuum
Lineage: Eukaryota; Viridiplantae; Streptophyta; Magnoliopsida; Solanales; Solanaceae
Exons: 1
Coding region: 1-603 (200 amino acids)
Source: RefSeq, a predicted model, not a curated record
AUGGAACUUGUGACACGAGGCAAGGAAGAAAGGGUCCCGAGCUCGGCCGGAGUUUUGGACAUAGUGGGGAGGGGAAGGGGGUCCCAGGCUCCGGACACGAAUGGUGAGUCCGGGCUCGGGCACACGGGGGAGAGGAGGGGGGUCCCGAGCUCGGCACCCGGGGAGAGGAGGGGGGUCACGGGCUCGGGCAUAGGGGGAAAUGAGGGGGUCCCGGGCUCGGGCAUGGGGGGAAAGGAGGGGUCCCGGGCUCGGGCAGAGCUAGUGAUACGAGGGAAAGGGGAUAGGGUUCCUGAGCUCAGGCGGAGCCUUGGACAUGUAGGGGGAAGGGACGCGGAGGGGAAGAGUGGUCUUGGGCUCGUGCGGAGCCUGGGACACGGGGGAGAGGGAGCGGUCCUGGGCUCGGGCGGAGCCUGUGACACGGGGGAGGGGGAGUGGUCCUGGGCUCGGGCACGGGGGGUCACGGGCUCCGGCGGAGCUCAACACGAGGCAAGGGAGAGCGGGUCCCGAGCCUGGGUGGAGUUUGGGACACAGUGGGGAGGGGAAGGGGUGUCCUGGGCUCGGGCGGAACCUGGGCAGUUUCGGGCUCUGGCACACGAGGGAUAG